Caenorhabditis auriculariae is the source of this 2760-nucleotide messenger RNA. Lineage: Eukaryota; Metazoa; Nematoda; Chromadorea; Rhabditida; Rhabditidae. The record is from the annotation of a GenBank genome assembly.
AUGUCCACACGCUCGUUGUCUCCUCAGUCGCCCGAACAAGUCGCCAAUUUAACAGUUCGUUAGCAAAUCAGCCGUCAAAUAGUUGGUGGACUAUCAGAAAAUCAAAAAUUUAGAUUUCAACCAAAUUUUAACGUUUCUCAAAAUUCAGCCUUACUUCACCUCCAACGCCUAAUUUUUUUGAACAUACCAACGCCUAAUUUUUUUGAACAUACAGAAGUUUCGAAACUUAGGUUCGAAAUUCUCGGCAGCGUUUGUGCUUGAACCCAAAGUUAAAACGCGAAGAAUUUUUUAAGGAAGCUCUGUAACUCAUUCGCCAUCGCUUGAAACAAUCUUACUGUUCUGUGCCCUCUCUAUCUAUACCCUGCACUCACUCUUUCAAAGCUAUUUUCCUGUUUAUAUGAGAGCGUCGCAGAAGAAGAAGAAAGCGCAAAAAGCGUAGAUUUUUUCAAGUCAUGGAAAUUUAAAUACGUGAACUUGAAUCAAUGACCACAUUGAAAGAAAAAGUUUGAAAAUUUCAUCUUUAAUAACACUCAAAAAUCGAAAGUACAGGAAUCUUACUUCUCAAGAAAAGCUCCGGAGGCGCUGCGAUUUCCGGAUCUCAUCAGUGUUAACAGCAGCGGAGAUGUGAGAAGAAGCUGAAAACUGCUCGAAACCUUCCGCUUCAGAUUAUCUACGCUUGGAAAGUAUCUGUCAACGUCGACGUGAACCGAGAGACCGGUGAGGCGCAAAUCGAAGUCGUCAAAAUCAUCUCUCAGUAUCACGUCAAGUCUGGCGAAGUAUGGAGAAAUCGGAUUUGCACAGACGAGAAAUACAUUCAGAGUCGCACCUAUGAGGUGGACGACGAGUUGAGCCUGAUGGAACUGCAGCAGCGAUGUGACUUUUACGUUGUUACUGACUACACGGGUAAAAGCGAUUCUUUACUCAAUUUACCAAUGAAAUAACCAAUCAUUCGAAAGAUUCCAUACAACAAAACUUUGAAUAUAUAUUUUUUAAAGUAACAUCAAAUAAUUCUCUAAUCAAGAUAGAAUUGGAAUGAGUAUACUCUGUAAAAACCAAAAAAUACGGUUCAGUGGUGCUCGUCACUUAUGAUGUGGAGAAGUGUACUCUAGGGCAAGUGGUGUUCCAGUUGCGACCAAAGACUCACGCUGCGGAAUGGAUCGCCACGCGGACCGUCACCGUUGCACUCACCCAUUCUCCGUUUAUCGGUAGAUGUUCAGCAGGAAAACCAUGUCCUCGAACUUUUUUCAGGAGUCGGACAGCUUCAAGAGGGAAGAGUUCUCAUAACUGGUUCUCGGUCAACAACCGGAGAACUCGUCGCGAGAAGCUUCGCAGCUGAUCCACAUAUGUUGAACGUGAUCAGUGACGUCGACUACUCCACUCAGGUAUUUCAGGAAAGUCAUACAAUAUCACUACAUGUAUUUUUCUCUUCAAAACGUUAUCUUUCAAGGCGUUGAGUCCAGGUUUGUCCGAACCAGAGAUAAUGAAUGAACUUUUAACUGAUUGAAAAGGAAAACAAUGAAUAUAUGAAAGAUGGAAUAAGAUGGACUUUAAAAAAAUAAUGGUUCCUAUAGACAAAAAAGCUAAAUCAAACUUUCCUAGCCUAAUUAACAUUUUAUAUCGAACGAAUGAUGUGUCGAAGACACUUCAAACCUUCCAGAUAAAUAACUUCUGCGCUUUCCUGCGAGGCGCAAAAGAAGAAAGAGAAGUAUUCAUCGGUGGAGUUUUCGUCGUCGGAAAUUUUCUAUUUAUAAUGCUUCGGAGGUUCAAAACAUCAAACUUUUUGACCGAAUGUUUUUUUUUUCAAGAGAAGACGUGAUGAUAAUGGAUGAGAUUGGCAAAAUAGACCUUUUGACGAACGUCUUUUCCUUGUGCGAGGUCAACAAAUCCUCAGUCGCGUAAGACUCUUUAGAAUGAGUUUUUCAAGGCGUUUUGCUCCAGCUUCUCCGGUCACCUCACCAUCAGACACCUCAAACAACUCACUAGCCGUCGAUCUAACGUUUGGAUGAGUUUUGUGGCGCCCGACUACGAUCAACUUAACACUUUUUACUGGAACAUUCGACUAAGACUGGUCUACGCUAACCUGUACUUUUUGAAGGAAAACAUUUAAUUAUCACGUAAUAUUUUCCGACUGGUACUAAUUUUUCUUCUGAACGCAACGGUGAAAGUGAGAAGGUUGGACAACGGCUUCUCGCUAAACGUUUUGGUCUGGUGCCUAGAGAAAGUAUAUGGGUUUCUAAAACGAGUCUCGUCCUCUUUAAAAAUUGAACUCAGGCCGACUAUGAUGCCUCGAACAGCCCCUGACAACCGUUUCUACAUGUAUUUCUUCGACUUGAACGAAUUCCGCUACGUCAAAGCCAAGUACACGGUAAGAGUAACAUCAAAACUAUGGAAUUGAAAAAUCUUAACAGCCACCGAAGAUUCACACAGAAGCUCUGCAUCGGGCAGAGUUUCUCACUGCGUUUGAAUGCGACGAAGAAGGAGGAGCUCUUGUCUACGACUUCGCCACUAAAUCUUGCACAGACAUCAGGUGUGGAUCUAUCAAAGAAGUUCCUAAAAGUCCGAAGAAAAAUUUCAGUGUCAACUACUUUCCAAAACCGACUGCUCCCCUGCGACUCUCUAGUAUGGCAACUCACGUAGCCUACAGGUAGCGUUUCACUAGAAAUAACAUAAUACUCUUUUUCUAGGAACUACCCAUCCUUCGAAAAAUCGCCUUUGUUGCGAAGAAUGCUAGGCGUGACAAACUGGAACUGGUCCAUCUAG